AUGACAUCAAUUCAACGACACGAUGCUCCAACUGUUUUUCUUGAACUUUCACCACAUCCAGUUUUGGCUACAUCUAUUCGAGAAUGUUAUGAAUCGGCAAAUAGUCAACCACUUAUUCUUCCAACAUUGAAACGAAAAGAAAAUGAACAAAUAACAUUACUUACUAGCCUCGCACAAUUAACGACAUCGCCCUAUGUUUGGGAACAAUAUUUUCAUACUCGAGAUAUAAUACCGAUAGUAGAUAAUGAGCAACUAUUUGAUGAUUUUCCAUUGUAUGCAUUUGAUCUUAGUUCAUGUUGGUAUGAAUCAAAAAAUUCAGUUAUGACACGUUUGGCUAAUCGUAUUCCUAUUCAUCCUCUACUUGGUGUUCGUCAAUUAACAGGACAAACAAGUGCUACAUGGAAGAGCCUCAUCAAUAUUAAUCUACCACAAUAUGCUUACUUAAUAGAUCACAAAAUUGAAGAUACAAUUCUCUUUCCUGCUGCUGCUGCUUAUCUUGAACCUGUAACAGCUGCCUAUCACCAAUUAUUUCUAUCAUCAGAUAACAAGCAAUCUUCAAUUGCUUUGAAACAAAUUAAAUUUGUCAAAGCUCUCGGUCUUAGUGAGCAUGAGCUAACAGAAGUGUUCACACAAAUUGUCGUAACAGUUCGUGGAUGGUUUGUCUACAGUCGACCAUGGACAUCAGCUAGUUCAGAUUGUAUGCGUUCAUCAGGAAUGGUACGUAUUGAUGUUCUCGAUUCUUUUACCGAUCCAGAAACUCUUUAUCAAUAUUCAUUACGUGAAUUCACUCUACAUGCUCAUAGUCAUAUUGAGAUGGAUAGUGUUCAACAAAAAUUAACAACACUACUUUUUACCUGCCCAACUUACAAUACCUGGUCCACAACUAUUCCAACUAGUAUUUAUAGGGUGUCAGUAUUUUAUUUACGCACUCUCGCAUCCACCCACACCCUCAAGAUGGUUUAUGUAUCCCAGCGAACACUCAACUAUUGUAUUCCGUCGAACAAUGGUUCGCUUGAUCCGAAAGAGAAAGAAAGAUGGAAGGCAAAUUAUGCCCAUGUUCGACACGAUAUGAUGCAAACAACUGGUGCCCUUUUGGUUGAUGACACUCGAAACUAUCCUGCAUUGAGUGUAACACCAAAAGAAAGCGACGAAGUAUAUGAGUCGGCAUGGAAGAAAGGUGGAAAUGCAUUUACACUACCUUUCACUGAUCUCCAUAUCAACAAAGAAGCCAAUGAAACAGUAUCAAAUUUUAUUAAGUCUAAGAUACGCGCAACUGUCAACGAUCCUACUACUACCAGACUCUUGUUACCAUAUAAUUAUCUUUUUGGUAUCAGACGUCCCUGUAGUGGUACUGAUUAUUAUGAAACAUUUAAUCGCGAUAAUAUCACACUUGUCGAUCUUCGGUAUAGAAGCAUCGAUGAAAUUCAGACAAUAGGAGUUCGAGUUGGGAACAAGACAUAUAAAGUAGAUGACAUCGUUCUUGCACUUGGAUUCGAUGUCUGCACUGGUGCAUUGCUCAGUAUAGACAUCUACGGUCGAUCAGGCAAGACACUUCGAGGAAAAUGGAAAAAAGGAUGGCGUACUUAUCUAGGUCUGAUGAUCGCUGACUGUCCAAACUUAUUUACAAUUAGUGGCCCCGGUGCUCCGUCUGACUUAGCUAAUAUGGCUCCAUAUAUCGGACAACAUGUUAAAUGGAUAACAAAAUGUUUGGAAUAUCUACGAACGCAUGAUAUCAAUAUAAUAGAACCUUCUCUAGAAGAAGAGAAUACCUGGGUUAAACAUGUAAAUGAUGUUGUCGAACAUCCAAGUCAGUCUACAACGGGACAAAUAUUCCUGGAAAACCACGAGUCUUUAUACCUUAUGUAG
Messenger RNA from Adineta steineri, 1866 nucleotides. The record is from the annotation of a GenBank genome assembly. NCBI's taxonomy places the organism in Eukaryota, Metazoa, Rotifera, Eurotatoria, Adinetida, Adinetidae.